AUGACAACAACAUCUCCUGGGUCACUCUGCGUCUGGUGUGGGAAUGUGAACUUUGCCAGAAGAACCAGCUGUAACAGAUGUGGGAGAGAAAAAACGACAGAAGCCAAAAUGAUGAAAGCUGGAGGGACUGAGAUAGGAAAGACACUGGCAGAGAAGAGUCGUGGCCUCUUCAGCGCCAACGACUGGCAGUGCAAAACCUGUGGAAACGUGAACUGGGCCAGGAGGUCAGAGUGCAACAUGUGCAACACCCCAAAGUACGCCAAGCUGGAGGAGAGGACAGGCUACGGAGGAGGGUUCAACGAGCGGGAGAACGUGGAGUACAUAGAGCGGGAGGAGUCAGACGGGGAGUAUGAUGAGUUUGGGCGCAAAAAGAAGAAGUACAGAGGGAAGCCAGUGGGUCCUGCAUCCAUCCUGAAGGAAGUAGAAGAUAAGGAAUCUGAAGGGGAAGAUGAGGAGGAUGAGGAUGAAGAUCUCUCCAAAUAUAAAUUGGAUGAGGAUGAGGAUGAAGAUGAUGCUGACCUGUCAAAGUACAACCUGGAUGCCAGCGAGGAAGAGGACGGCGCCAAGAACGCGCAGCCCGGCAGGCGCAGCCGCUCCAAGUCUCGCUCCUCCCACUCUCGCACCUCGUCGCACUCAUCCUCUCACUCGAGCUCAAGGUCUAGGUCCAGGUCCCAUUCAAGAAGUUCUUCCAGUUCCAGAUCAAGAUCUCGUUCCAGUUCCAGAGAACAGUCUAGAUCUCGUGGGUCGAAAUCCAGAUCCAGCUCCAGGUCCUACAGGGGGUCUUCCACCCCAAGGAAAAGAUCUUACUCAAGCUCUCGUUCAUCAUCUUCCCCCGAGAGAGGCAAGAAGAGAAGUCGUUCUAGAUCCUCUUCAUCUGGUGAUCGCAAAAAAAGACGAUCGAGAUCACGGUCACCCGAAAGACGCCGCAGAUCUUCAUCUGGAUCAUCCCAUUCUGGUUCCCGUACAAGUUCUAAAAAGAAAUAAUGUAUUAAAGGUCACAUUGGGGGGGGAGGAAAAAAAAUCAAACAAAAAAAAAAACCAAAACAAAACAAAUUCCAGUCAGUGCAUGAGACAUUUUUAAGAAGUUGGUGUCUUACUUGGUCAGAAGUGCUAAAUCUGCUAGUAGAGGUGCAUGUCUGUCCUUGCUUUCUGGAAAACUGCAGCUUUGUUCAUUCAUGAAACAAAAAGUGAGGUAGCAUUUUAAGCCAUAAACUCCCCAGAGGAGGUGUGCAGAUUUAU
This is a messenger RNA of Chaetura pelagica (chimney swift), 1239 nucleotides long. RefSeq names its product zinc finger, RAN-binding domain containing 2 (gene ZRANB2). Gene Ontology annotation, molecular function: lipopolysaccharide binding; RNA binding. The record is from RefSeq and is a predicted model, not a curated record. Gene Ontology annotation, biological process: RNA processing. The transcript has 10 exons. Bases 1 to 984 code for a protein of 327 amino acids. Lineage: Eukaryota; Metazoa; Chordata; Aves; Apodiformes; Apodidae.